Messenger RNA from Chrysemys picta bellii (western painted turtle), 651 nucleotides. NCBI's taxonomy places the organism in Eukaryota, Metazoa, Chordata, Testudines, Emydidae. The record is from RefSeq and is a predicted model, not a curated record.
UAGGGACUGGGAGUGGCUGGCUCAUUGGACCAAGAUGGCGGCGGAACGCGGCUACAGUUUCUCCCUCACCACAUUCAGCCCUUCUGGUAAACUUGUUCAGAUUGAAUACGCUUUGGCAGCAGUCGCUGGAGGGGCCCCAUCAGUUGGAAUUAAAGCUGCAAAUGGUGUGGUGUUGGCAACUGAGAAGAAACAGCAAUCCAUUCUCUAUGAUGAAAGGAGUGUACACAAAGUAGAAUCAAUUACUAAACAUAUAGGCGUGGUAUAUAGUGGCAUGGGUCCUGAUUAUAGAGUACUUGUGCACAGAGCUCGGAAGCUUGCCCAGCAAUAUUACUUGGUCUACCAUGAGCCCAUUCCAACAGCUCAACUAGUACAGAGGAUUGCAUCUGUGAUGCAGGAGUACACAGUCUGGUGGUGUACGUCCUUUUGGAGUAUCAUUGUUGAUAUGUGGUUGGAAUGAGGGAUGACCAUAUCUAUUUCAGUCUGAUCCAUCUGGGGCUUACUUUGCAUGGAAAGCAACAGCAAUGGGAAAAAAUUAUGUGAAUGGAAAAACUUUCCUUGAAAAAAGAUACAACGAAGAUUUGGAACUUGAAGAUGCCAUUCACACAGCUAUCUUAACACUAAAGGAAAGCUUUGAAGGGCAAAUGACAGAAG